AUGACUAAGUCAAUGUCGAUUUGUUCUCUUCACUUUAAAAGAGAUGAUUACAUAAAUGCAGAUUUAUCUUCAAAGAAGCGUUACCUAAAACGAAAUGUUGUUCCAUCUUGUAAUCUACCAAAACUCAAACAAAUAUCUACACCUGAAAAUACUUCAUUGUCAAGAUUAGAACGAGCCAAAAAGAGAAAUGAAAAUAUCGUUAAACGUUGUUUAAAUUUUGAUGAACAGAUAGUUGAAAAUGGUGAAGUCAAUAAAAAUGAUAUUUCUGAAAAUAGUUUAUCUAAAUUUAUGACCUGUGUUACACCAGCUGGUAUAAUUUCAUUUAUCAGCCAAGGAUAUGGAGGGCGUGCAUCUGAUAAAUUUAUUUUUGAAAACAGUAAUGUAAUUGAUUUACUAGAUGAAAAUGAUGCUAUUAUGGCAGAUAAAGGAUUUCUCAUCAAUUCAUUGUGCGCAAAAAACAUGUUAUCGAUGUCUCAAUACUGUGGUAUUCUUUACGAUUCAAACAAUGAAGAACACGGUUAUGAAGUGGGUGAUGCAGCUAAUGACGACGACGACGACGACGACAACAACGACGAGGACGACGACGAUGAUGACAAUAACGAAGAUUAUAUAGAGUGA
Molecule: messenger RNA, 618 nt
Organism: Aphis gossypii (cotton aphid)
Lineage: Eukaryota; Metazoa; Arthropoda; Insecta; Hemiptera; Aphididae
Product: chaperonin CPN60, mitochondrial-like
Exons: 4
Coding region: 1-618 (205 amino acids)
Source: RefSeq, a predicted model, not a curated record